Molecule: messenger RNA, 2220 nt
Organism: Prunus armeniaca (apricot)
Lineage: Eukaryota; Viridiplantae; Streptophyta; Magnoliopsida; Rosales; Rosaceae
Source: the annotation of a GenBank genome assembly
AUGAAGAGAGAAGAUAUUGAAGCACAUCUUUCAGAGCUGAAAAGAAAUAUAGACUCCUCUCUUGCAUCAGGUGGAGGUGCAGCAGGAGGAGGAGGAGGAGGUGCUAUCAUUUACACAGGAGACUUGAAAUGGACUAUUAAUGAUGAUGAGAGAAGAGAUCAAGCCUCAACUGGUUAUAGCCCAGUUGAGCAUUUAGUUGCAGAAAUUUCAAGGUUGGUCUCAGACUAUGAAAAUAGCUCAAACUCGAGCUCAAAGCCAAAGGUUUGGUUGAUGGCAACUGCAAGUUACCAGACAUACAUGAGGUGCCAAAUGAGGCAACCACCUCUUGAGAUCCAAUGGUGUCUUCAAGCUGUUUCUGUUCCAUCAGGUGGACUUGGUUUGAGCCUCCAUGGUUCCAGUGUCCAUGACUCAAGAAUAAUCUUCUCUCAGAGCCCAUCUGAAGUGCUAGAACCAAAACCAUUCAACAGAAAAGAUGAACAAGAUCAUAACAUCACUUGCUGUGAAGAAUGCACUUCAAAUUAUGAAAAAGAAGCUCAGCAGCUGAAAUCUGGCCAGCAGAAAUUGCCUGCCUGGCUGCAACCACAUGGCACCGAAGCCCGUCAAAAGGAUGAAGUGGCUGAGUUGAGGAGAAAGUGGAACAGAUUAUGUUACAGUCUGCAGCACCAAGGAAGGCAUACAGUUCAGAAUCAUUUGAGCUCUGCUAAUUUGUACAACAAUCAAGGCUUAGUUGGAAAGAACUACUCUUAUGCUUCAACAUACCCUUGGUGGUCUACCCGAAAUGGGGUCUCCCCGGAUUUGAAUUCAAUCUCCUUUGGUCAUGAUCCAGCUUCAGAACCCACCCAUGGCUCUAAUCUCGUGCCCCGAUUCAGGAGACAACAAUCGUGCACAAUUGAGUUCAAUUUCAAUAAUGGGGUCCAAAAAAAUCAAGUGGUGGAACCAAGUUUGGAUUCUCUGAAAAGCACUGAAGGCAAGGAAGUAAAGAUCACCCUUGCUCUUGGCAACUCUGUGUUUUCUGAUUCAGGGAAAUCGGUGGAAAGAAAAAGAAGUGAAAGAACAAUGCAGAGAGCUGACAUGUGUAAGCUAUUGAAAGAGAAUGUUCCUUGGCAAUCAGAAUCCAUUCCUUCAAUAGUAGAAGCCAUCAUUGACUCCAAAUCGUCCCGGCAGGAGACUUGGUUGCUGAUUCAGGGGAAUGACUCAAUUGGAAAAAGAAGGUUGGCGCAGGCAAUUGCAGAACUAGUUAUGGGUUCUACUGAUUCACUUCUCCACUUCAACAUGAACAAAAGAGACAAUGAGAUGAACCCAAGAGCAGAAGUCCUAGGAAGAGCCUUGAAAUCCAAUGAGAAACUUGUCGUGCUGGUAGAAGAUGUUGACUUGGCUGACACCCAGUUCUUGAAAUUUUUAGCUGAUGGUUUUGAAACACGAAAAUUCGGAGAAGUCAGUAGAAGAGAAGGGAAUUUAGGCCAAGCCAUAUUCAUCUUGACUAAGGGUGACUCCACAAGAUAUGAAGACAAGGCAAAGUACCUGAAAUCUAUAAUCCAAAUGACAUUGAAGGUUGACGAAAAACAUAGUACUAGUCCAAGUUUUGGGGGAGUUAACUUCGAUCACAAGCGAAAGGCUGAGUGGGAGCUACAAAUCAAGACCAAGACUCCAAGAAUUGAAGAGAAGGAAGAUCUAAGUGUGGUUGCUGUUGAGAAUGUGAAUAGCAAGAAGGACUUCUCAAGGCAAUCAAGCUUCAACACCCUUGAUCUCAACCUCAUGGCUGGAGAGGAUGAUGAAAUUGAAGACAAAGCAGGGGAGCUGAGUCCCAUUUCAAGUGACUUGACUCGCGAAACUACCACCGAUCUCCAAACCCCACAUGGGUUCCUCGAAUCUAUCGAGAACAUGUUUGUUUUCAAUCGAAGUCCGGCUAGAGAUCGAGAGAUAAGCGAGCUCUUCAUGUCCAAGAUUGAAGGGUGUUUUGAAGAGGUAUAUGGGAAGCAUAACGUGGUUAGUUUUAGUGUGGAUAAGAGGGUGUUAGAGGGGAUUUGUAAUGGAUCUGGUUAUUUUCCCAAUAGCUUGUUUGAGAAAUGGCUGAAAGACAUUUUUCAAACAAGGUUGAGGGCGGUUAAACUUAGCGGGAAAGAGGGUAUACUUGUAAGGCUCUGUUUGGGUGACAAAGAAGAAGGCAUUUUGGAGGGUUUCUUGGGUUCUUGUCUUCCUAAGAAAAUCCAAAUUUCUUGA